AUGCCGUGCCGGGCGCUGCCCUUCCGUGCCGUGCCGUGCCGUGCGGAGCCCGGCCAGCGCCGGGAGCCGCCCCGCCCGCGCUGUGCCCGCGGCCCCGGCUCUGCCGCGCUCGUCCCCGCCAAGUCCGGCCCGCGCCGGGGCCGCGCUGGGCGCGAGCGCAGCGCCCCCCUCCGGCCGCGCGCCGCCGGCGCAGCCGCGGCCGUUGCGCCGCGGGCGUUGCGGCCACAGGCGGCGAUCGGAGCCAUGGCGGAGCUGCCGCUGCCCGCCGGGCUCAGCGCCAGCGCCUUCCCCGCCAAGCUGUGGCGCCUGGUGACCAGCCCCCGCGUCCGCUCCGUGCGCUGGGACAGCCGCGCCCAGGGGCUGCUCGUCGACCGCUCCCUCUUCGAGCGGGAGCUGCUCAGCCCGGGCGACGCCCACGGGGGCGGCCAGGGGGUGGGGCCGACGCCGGACUCCUUCCAAGCCACGCACUUCGGUAGUUUCGUGCGGCAGCUCAACCUCUACGGCUUCCACAAGGUGCCGAGCCGGGUUGGCUCAUCUGAGCCCGGCGAUGCCGGGGGCUGGCUCCACUUCAGGAACCCCAACUUUCGCCGCGACCGCCCCGACCUCCUGCUCCAUAUCAAGCGCCUGACCAGGGCCAACAGGCAGCGGCUGGCAGCGGGGCUGGAGGUGCGCAGCCGCCAGCCCAGCCGCUUCCAGCAGCUCCGCACGGAGCGGCCGCUGGCGUCCUUCCCUGCCGGGCAGCCGCCCAGAGCCGUGCUCUCAUACCAGGACCUCACUGCUGCCUCACCUGAGGGUUUACAGCUGCCUCCAGGCCCUUCCAGGCUAAGCGCAGGUGCUCAGGAGUCUGACCUUUUCCUGACAUCUCCCAAGAAAGUCUUUGCCUCAUCUGGAUUUCUUGGGGUUUCAUCAGAGGAACCAGGCACCAGCAAAUUUCAUCUCAAGCGUGAGCUCAUCAUUCCGCUGGUUCCCAUAGACUGCAGAUGCCGCCCUGAGCUCACGGUUUCUCUGCGUCCCAUAGACCAUCACAGCCCUUCCAUGGCCUCUCCAGAGGGAAGCAGCUGCACAUCUUCAGAGCAGUAUUUGCCAGCCUGCAGUUCAUCAGCCACCCCAGGCACUUCAGGCCCCAGCGCUCCAGCUGGCAGUGCUGGUUUUGCACCAUGGACAGCCCCCAGCUGGCUGUGGAAUACUCCUGGGGAAGAGGAAUUGCCACCACCAGAUCUGGACAUGGUGCUUGAGACGCUGGAGGAGAUGUUUUCUCCCUCUGCUCAGGGGAAUAUUAAUGUUGCCCCAGAGUCUUCAGGAGGGCAGCCUGUGGACAGAGCUGAAGCAGAAGGAGCUUUGCCUGGCACCAGGAGGUGCGGGAACAAUUCCCAGGAGCCCGAAGAGCUUGGUAAGGACAGAGUCCCCCUUGGUUUAGAGAGGUGUGAGAUGGCUGCUGCGAGCCUGCCUCUGGCAGCAAGGGAGAUGAGCAGAGUUGAGCUCCUGUCUGCAGGGCUGGUGCUUCCUGGUGCCUUUAGUUCAAAUCCUGCACUGGCACAAUCUCCCCGAGCCCUGCCCUCCACGCUUCUCCAGAGGCUCUGACACUGAGUCCUCUGCUGUGGCAAGGGAGGAGGGAAUAAAGCUGACCUUGUGGAGUUGUGUCACCAACUCGGGUGUCCCAGUUUUGUGCUGAUGUCCGUGGAUAAAUUUGCUGUAGGGUGUCAGUGCUCUGGAGGCAACACUGAGUGACUCUUGAAGUGAGAGAAAAAAACCACAAGAAAAGGUCAGUGUAGAAGUCUGAGCUGUUUGUCUCCAAGCAUUAAAUCAAUGUUGUACCAGUCUGCUGGUAGGUGUAGUGAGAUACAUUAAAAAUACAAGCAGCAGAAGCUCUGAGGCCAAGCAAAUCAUCAGUCACAAAUCCAGUAGCUCAAGGAAAACCUGAAAUUACCCCAAAUUAGUGAGAACUAAAGGAGAGAUAGAGCACUUUGGAUCUGCAUGCUUGAGCAAAGCUGGUGCAGCCUGCAGGCCUGCUAGGAAGUUCUUUCCCUCCCAGCUGUUCAUCCCAGAGCUGGUGGUUGUUUUGGAGGAGCUGUUGCUCACUGCAGAGGGCAGGUUGCAGACGGCAGGGAACGGUGCUGAUUCAUAGCUCAGCUUCCAGCAGCCCUGAGCUUCAGCCAUUUCAGUGGGGACUGAGGUCUCUCUGUCAGCACAGAGAAAGAACAAGGCUGGGCUUCUUUGUGGCAGCUGGGGCUGCCUGUGUUUCCAGCUCUCAUGGGUGCCCUUUGCACUGCAAGGGUUUUGACUUAAUUGGGAUUCUUCAAAACUUCAGAAAUUUUCAAUGCUUGGAUGGAUUCUGACUCUUUAAAGAGCAGGCUUCAAAUUGCCAAGUGAGACUCUGCCUUUCAGGCCAUCUUUUACAGUCUUUGACACAAGGACAGUGACUUCCAAGAGGAAAGAUGCACAGAGGCCAAUAUUGACCCAGUGUUCCCUUUGCUUCUCAGAUUUCCACCCAGGAGGGCUGCCCUGCGUGAGAAAAAGGAUCGGAGGGAGAGCCUGUGACCAUCGGGCAGGUGGAAUCCCUCCAUUUAUACAUAGAUUUAUAGAUUUCCAUAGUUCUAUUUAUAUAUCCUUGUAGUUACAUUUAUUGAUUUAUACAAUCCUAUUUAUAUAUCCACAUAGUUAUAUUUGUAGGUUUAUAGAGAACAUAUAUAUAUAUAUAUAUACGUCUAUACAGUUAAAUCUAUAUAUAGUUUUUGAUGUGAUAGAAUUAUAUUUAUGUGCAUGUAGUUACAUUUAUAGAUUUUAAAAUUUACAUUUAUAUACAUAGAGAGUAAUAAUAUAUUUUUAAUAUUUUUAUAUUUAUAAAUCUGCAUCGAUAUGUAGUUAGAGUUAUAUGGAUUUUUAGAUGGAUAGAUUGAUGUUAGUGUAGGUCUAGGCAGUAUUUUUACCUCUUUCCCCCUCGGCUGCCUUUUUCACCUCUGGCUUUUCCCCCUGUGCCCCCUGUGUCCCCUCUCCCUGGGCUGGGUCCGAGCUGGCGGCCGGGCCGGGCGCAGCAGCAGUUCCAGCCCCGGAUGUCCCUGGAGCGCUGGGAGCUGCCGGUGGCCCCAGGCACUGUCCCCUGAGGAGCUGCUGAAGGACGGUGAGACUGAG
Passer domesticus (house sparrow) is the source of this 3129-nucleotide messenger RNA. RefSeq lists its product as uncharacterized. The transcript has 4 exons. Bases 1 to 1581 code for a protein of 526 amino acids. The record is from RefSeq and is a predicted model, not a curated record. Gene Ontology annotation, molecular function: sequence-specific DNA binding; DNA-binding transcription factor activity. Gene Ontology annotation, biological process: regulation of DNA-templated transcription. Lineage: Eukaryota; Metazoa; Chordata; Aves; Passeriformes; Passeridae.